Messenger RNA from Zootermopsis nevadensis, 3120 nucleotides. RefSeq names its product fatty-acid amide hydrolase 2. The record is from RefSeq and is a predicted model, not a curated record. Gene Ontology annotation, cellular component: endomembrane system. Lineage: Eukaryota; Metazoa; Arthropoda; Insecta; Blattodea; Termopsidae.
UAGUCCACUUGCUUGCUGUAUUCACAGCUGUUUCAACCAGUGGAAUACAGUUGGUGCUUCGAGUGUUUGAAUUACAGUAAGAAAUUUACUUACAGUACCGUGAAGCAAGUGUUAUCACCACAUGAUAAAGGAAUGUCCUGUGGACCGAAAAUCUGGAUUCUGUGGUUUUCGUCGUGGGUACUGAAAUGUUUAAUGAAGCCUUUCAUCAUUCUGCGGUACAUCCGGAGAAGCCAGAAACUGCCACCUAUCCACAACAAACUCUUGCUACACAGUGCAACUAAUCUGGCCCGCAUGAUUAGAACCAGACAGGUCACAAGCGAAGAAGUGGUUCAGGCCUACAUUUCACGUAUUCGGGAUAUCAACCCUUUAGUGAACUGCAUGAUGGACAAUCGAUUCGAGGCGGCCCUUCUCGAUGCCAAGUAUGUGGAUCGUGUUUUGCAGAUGACGAACAAAACUGAGAAGCAAAUCGCGAAGGAAACGCCGUUCCUUGGCGUUCCACUUAGCGUUAAGGGGAGCAUAGCGGUUAAAGGUUUGAAUCACAGCGCUGGGGAACUACGAUUUCAAGGGCGUAAAGCUCAGGAAGACGCUGAAACGGUGAUGCUUAUGAGGGCUUCCGGAGCCAUACCCCUUCUGGUUACAAGUACUCCUGAGCUCUGCAUGAUGAUAGAAACUUACAACAAAAUAAUCGGAACUACCAACAAUCCGUACGACCUCCGACGAACACCCAGUGGAUCGUCAGGUGGAGAGGCGGCUUUAUUAGCCUCGGCUGCUUCUGUCAUCGGUCUGGGCUCCGAUAUUCUUGGUUCUUUACGAAUACCAGCAGCGUUUACGGGAAUCUUCGCACACAAACCAACACCAGGAGUCGUGUCACACUCAGGACACAAUCCUACUUCAACGGACAAGGACUGGAGUAGGUUUUUCACCAUUGGUCCAAUGUCUCGUUAUGCGGAGGACCUCGCCCCGAUGUUAAAUGUAUUGGCAAAAGAAAAUGCAGAUAAAUUGCGACUGGAUGAAAAGAUCAAUAUGGAUUCGAUAAAGAUUUAUUACAUGGAAGAUGACGGAGGUUGUGCUUUAACUGAUGAUGUAAGUCGGGACAUUAAGGAAUCCAUACAGAAAGCUGUUCAAUAUAUGAAAUCAGCCCAUGGCACUGUAGUAAAGAAAGUUGAUAUCAAGGAUUUGAAGUAUGCCCAUGAUCUCUCUGUGCCAAUAAUUACACAACUAGAAGACAUAAGAUCCGUUCACAGAAUUGAGAGCCAUCCUAAGCCGUGGAGGACCAUCUUCAUGGAACUUGUCAAGCUCUGUACCUGUUUCUCUGAGAGGACUUUUCCCACUAUAUGUUAUGCCGUCGUAAAGAAGUUAUCGCUGUCAAUUCCGAGAAGAAAACUUGAAAAAUUCAAAGAGAGGAAUGAGAGCCUCAAAAAGGACAUCUACGAAAUGCUUGGAAAUGACGGAGUAUUUCUGUACCCUACAUUUAUCGACUGCGCUAACUUCCACCUAGAGUCUUACUAUAAGAUAUUCAACAUAUCAUACACGAUGAUAAUGAACGCAUUAGAAGUGCCAGUUACAAAUUGCCCCAUGGGCAUGAAUGAACGAGGUCUGCCGAUUGGAAUUCAGAUUGUGGCUGCACCAUUCGAGGAUCGGCUGUCAAUUGCAGUAGCAAACGAAUUACAAGCCGCAUUUGGAGGGUGGACAGAACCCCCUGCUUCAGAACGAGCAGCAUAACAUAUCUUAUACUCAGCCCAGAGACUCGUCACUUACAAUAAGAGACAAAAUCUGCAUCUAAAAAUAAAUAAAUAUUAACAUUGGCAAAAUCCUCUUGGGCGAAUUCGGGGCGAAAUGAUGCUGCUGAUCGCCCAAGAGAAUUAAAUCGUCCUUAGUAGCCUAUAAUGCUUCAAAGCAUCAAAUACUAAUAUUAAUAAUAAUAAUCCCAAUAUAUUUAAAAUUUCAAACAAUAAAAGAAUUCCGACUGAACCAGGAUUCGAUCACAUGACACAAGGCCACCCCACUAACCCAUGAGCUAAAUUGCAAUUCGUAAUUCUCAUUAUCGAAAUAUGGUAUUAACAACACAAGUUUUAUAAAGUUUCAGUUUGAAGUCGAUUGCCUGAUUAAGAUAAUAUACGUUUUGUUCCAUGAAUGAUUUACUUCAAAAUUAAUAAGUUAUGAAAAAUGGCGACAUGCUUUGUAACCAUUGCAUGUGUUAAAUAUUUCGUAAAAUAUAAACAUAAUGAAGUCCCUCAGUUUUAAACUGUGCUCAUACACAUUCUAAUUAACGAAUGAAAUAACAGAGCAUAAAGAGAAACAAUGAUGUUAAGAACUAAGGUCCUUGUUUCUUUAAACACAGAAGAUAUUCCGAACAGCUGAGAGCAUUUUAAAUAAAAAGAAACAAACAAACACGUUUACUCCUAGGCGGACGGCAACUUUCAUUUCUUCUUAUUGCCAACGAAGUGUAAAAAAAAUGUAAAUAUUUAAUGAUGUCAUAUUUCAUAUUGGUGUGUGUACAAGAACAAGUUUUUAUCCAAAUAUUUAAAAUUAUGUUUAUAUUCUGGACUUGGUAUCUAUCGGUUAAUAAAGUUGAAGAUGUCCUUGGCACGGGGAAGUUUCCAUACCGUCAUUGUUUACCAUACACAAACAUUUCAGUUACAGUUUAAAAUCACAUAAAAGUUAAAUGUUAAAGAUUCUUAACAACAAAUUAAUAUUCCACAAAGUAUAUUUUAAAACUAUUCAAUUAACGUAAGUUAAAACUCUGUAGUAUUUAACAUGGGCAUUAAUAUUAAGAAACACUGGUCGUUCAGUACAAGUAAUAUAUCGUUGAGAGCUCCGUGUAUGAUUACUGAAUCAUUAAUCAUCAUCAUCAUCAACACCAGCCUUCAACGUCUUAGGCCGUUACUUGUAGGGUCUCCUUGACAGAUAUGCAUCCAUUUUGUUGGUAACAGAAAAUAUGGAAUCGCCUUAAAUGUUUACGAAUUCCAUGACAGUUUGCAUAUUUAAUUCCAUAUUUCCAUAAUUCCAUAAUUAUGCCUUAUAUUUAUUUUAUAUUGUAGGCUAACCUUUGUCUUCAUUGUAUUCACAUCAUGACAUGAGCAUAUUAUAUAAAUAAAAACAUUAAAAUCCAACCUUAAA